This is a messenger RNA of Platichthys flesus (European flounder), 1301 nucleotides long. It is a transcript of the gene ppcs, whose product is annotated as phosphopantothenoylcysteine synthetase. Lineage: Eukaryota; Metazoa; Chordata; Actinopteri; Pleuronectiformes; Pleuronectidae. The coding region runs from base 127 to 1092 and encodes 321 amino acids. Gene Ontology annotation, molecular function: phosphopantothenate--cysteine ligase activity. Gene Ontology annotation, biological process: coenzyme A biosynthetic process. Gene Ontology annotation, cellular component: nucleus; cytoplasm. The transcript is spliced from 4 exons. The record is from RefSeq and is a predicted model, not a curated record.
AAACACCAGAAGAAAGAUAAUCUGCAGAAGAAGAAGAGGACGCUGGUUUCAGGAAGUGCAGAAGUUGUUGAGACUAUAUAUCUAUGGUUGAGAAGCUGCAGGAGAAGAAACUGAAGAAACAAAGUCAUGGCUGAACCCAGGAUAUCUUCCAUCGAUGGGAAGUUAGCUGAAGAAUUUGCCGUCCCCGCCCAUGUUGAGGAGGUGAAAGCGAAGAUGUCUGCCUUUGCGACCCAGCAUGCGGCAGCAGGUCGCCGGGUGGUUCUCAUCACGUCCGGGGGCACCAAAGUUCCCCUCGAGUCGCGCACUGUCCGCUUCCUCGAUAACUUCAGCAGUGGCAGACGAGGAGCCUGCUCAGCAGAGUACUUCAUAGAUUCCGGCUACGCUGUCGUCUUCCUGCACAGGCACCGCUCCCUCUACCCUUAUAGUCGAAUGUUCUCGACCAUAAAUGUGAUGGAUGCCCUGGAGCUCACAAGUGGGGAUGAAGCAUCUGGCUCCUCUGGUGAAGUACUAGUUAACCCACAGGUGCUUCCCAACAUAGCCAAAGUGCUGAAGAAAUACCAUGAAGUGAAAAAUGGCGGACUUCUCCUUCCUAUUGAGUUCAGCACUCUGUCAGAGUAUCUGCACCUUCUCAAAGCAGCAGCACAGGCACUCAGCACUAUAGGACCGAAGGCCAUGUUUUAUUUGGCGGCAGCUGUGUCUGAUUUCUAUAUCCCAGCAUCUGAGAUGCCUGAACACAAAAUCCAGUCUUCCAAUGGUCCACUUCAACUUAGCUUGAACAUGGUCCCUAAGAUACUGUCACCACUGGUGAAGGACUGGGCACCUCAGGCAUUCGUCAUAUCUUUUAAACUGGAGACCGACACAGCCAUCCUGUUGGACAAGGCUCGUGGAGCUCUGAAGAACUACAGGCACCAGGCAGUGGUGGCCAACGUACUGGACUCUAGACGGGGUUACGUGGUGGUGGUGACCCCUAAAACUCAGGAUGAGCUGAUCCUUACAGAUGAGGACGUGAAGAAUGAGGUGGAGAUAGAAGAGAUGAUAGUGAGCAACCUGACAUCAGCACAUAACAGGUUCAUAAAUCAACAAGGGAGUUGACAGUCAUCACCUGCACGUCUGAGUCUGUGAUACAGCUAUAAGAUGUGUCUGUUCUCUUCCCGGAUCCUGAGCUUAAAUUCAAUCUUCAGUCAUUGCUGUUCAUGUUUGUCAUGUGGUUGCAUAACCUCUGUGAUAAGUAUAUCUGCAAACACACGACUGCCCUUUGCAAUAUGAGCCUCAUGGUUAUAACACUGUCUCUGUACUAUAUC